Propithecus coquereli (Coquerel's sifaka) is the source of this 3801-nucleotide messenger RNA. It is a transcript of the gene ZBED4, whose product is annotated as zinc finger, BED-type containing 4. The coding region runs from base 19 to 3534 and encodes 1171 amino acids. The record is from RefSeq and is a predicted model, not a curated record. Lineage: Eukaryota; Metazoa; Chordata; Mammalia; Primates; Indriidae. The transcript has a single exon. Gene Ontology annotation, molecular function: protein dimerization activity; DNA binding.
GAAUAGUUAUGGUCAGUCAUGGAGAAUAACCUGGAAACUUGUCCCAAAGGGGAUAGUGAUUUUGUUUCUGAUAAAGUAAAUUUUAAAAUAGAGGAAGAAGAUGAUGAUCCAAUUUCUACUCAUAGUUUGGGAAGAGUGGACUUUAAAAGGGAGCAAGAGGACAUGAAGCAGACGGACAGCAGCGAUGAGCAGGCAGAGGCCAGAGACACGAGCUGUAACAGGAAGCCCCCUGGGAAGUGCCUGCCCUCCGAGAACGAGGACGACUACGGGUCUCUGUUCUCCCAGUACAGCAGCACACUGUACGACGUCGCCAUGGAAGCCGUGACGCAGAGCCUCCUUUCCAGCCGAAACAUAACCUCCAGGAAGAAAUCUCCAGCUUGGAAACAUUUUUUUAUCUCUCCUCGGGAUAGCACUAAAGCAAUAUGUAUGUACUGUAUGAAAGAAUUUAGUAGAGGUAAAAAUGAGAAAGACUUAAGUACAAGCUGUCUCAUGAGACACGUCCGGCGAGCACACCCCACCGUGCUCAUUCAGGAAAACGGAAGCAUAUCCGCCGUGUCCUCGUUUCCUUCCCCGUCACUCCUGCUUCCGCCACAGCCUGCAGACGCAGGAGACCUCAGCACCAUACUCUCACCCAUCAAACUGGUCCAGAAAAUGGCACCUAAGAUCCCAUCCCCCGAUCGAAUAACAGAGGAAUCUGUGUCUGUAGUGUCUUCUGAAGAAAUCUCCUGCGACAUACCUGUUUCUGAGAAGUACGGCCGAGAAGAAGCCCUGGUGGGGUCGUCUCCCCACCUGCCCACUCUCCAUUAUGAUGAAACCACAGAGAACAUCAUGGAGAAAAACCUUCCACUUCCAAAGAGCACAUCUGGGUCCAGAAGAAGGUCUGCCGUCUGGAAGCACUUCUACCUGUCGCCUCUGGACAACUCCAAAGCCGUCUGCAUUCACUGCAUGAACGAGUUCAGCAGAGGAAAGAACGGGAAGGACCUGGGCACCAGCUGUCUCAUCAGGCACAUGUGGAGAGCACAUCGCUCCAUCGUGCUGCAGGAGAACGGGGGCACGGGCAUCCCACCCCUGUACUCCGCCCCUCCCACCCUCCUGCCCGCCCUCCUGCCUCCGGAGGGGGAUCCGAACUCCAUGUCGUCAUCCCCAGGAAAACUGGUCAAAGAGUCCCCUUCCGCUUCUUCCUCUCCUGAUCAGCUGCCCGAAGACCUGCCAUCGCAUUUGAACCCCGGAGACACACUGAUGGAAGCUGUGUCAGUGCUGUCACCCUCUGAUGAUGUUGGGGAGGCCUCGGCGUCCUCUGCCGCGAAGCAGCCGGCCCGUGGAUUGCGGCCUAGAGCGUUUGAGUCUGGUGCUGUCUUCCAGCAGAACAAAAAGGUCAUGAAAAGACUGAAGUCGGAAGUUUGGCAUCACUUCUCGCUGGCGCCCAUGGACAGCCUCAAGGCAGUGUGCAGGUACUGCAGCUGCGUCAUCAGUCGGGGGAAGAAGGGUGACGUGGGCACCAGCUGUCUGAUGAGGCAUCUGUACAGACGCCAUCCUGAAGUUGUCGGGAACCAGAAGGGCUUUCUAGGUGCAAGUUUGGCAAAUUCUCCGUAUGCUACGUUGGCUUCUGCAGAAAGUUCCUCCUCCAAAUUAACUGACUUGCCAACGAUGGUCACAAAAAAUAAUCAGGUUAUGUUUCCAGUUAAUAGCAAAAAGACCUCAAAGCUGUGGAAUCACUUUUCUAUUUGCUCUGCAGACUCCACUAAAGUCGUGUGCUUGCACUGCGGCCGGACGAUCAGCAGAGGGAAGAAGCCCACUAACCUGGGCACCAGCUGUCUUCUGAGACAUCUGCAGAGGUUCCACAGCAACGUGCUGAAGACCGACGUCUCAGAGACAGCGCGGCCCUCUUCUCCGGACAGGCGUGCGCCGCUGAGCACAGAAUUAUCAGGAGCUUCCUCCUUCGAUGACACCAAUGAGAAGUUUUAUGAUUCUCACCCAGUUGCCAAAAAAAUCACUAGUCUCAUAGCUGAAAUGAUCGCGCUUGACCUUCAGCCAUAUUCCUUUGUAGACAAUGUUGGCUUUAACAGGCUGCUCAAAUACUUGAAACCUCAGUACUCCCUACCCUCCCCGUCUUACUUCUCGAGGACGGCCAUCCCAGGUAUGUAUGAUAAUGUGAAGCAGAUAAUUAUGUCACAUCUUAAGGAAGCUGAGAGUGGUGUGAUCCACUUCACUUCUGGAAUAUGGAUGAGUAACCAGACCCGGGAGUACCUGACCCUCACGGCUCACUGGGUCUCCUUCGAGUCGUCGGUCCGCCCACAUUGUGAGGACCACCACUGCUCAGCACUUUUAGAUGUGUCACAGGUCGACUGCGACUACAGCGGCAACAGCAUCCAGAAGCAGCUGGAGUGUUGGUGGGAAGCCUGGGUGACCUCCAUCGGCCUUCAGGUUGGCAUCACGGUGACCGACAAUCCGAGCAUAGGAAAGACGCUGAACGAAGGGGAGCACACGAGCGUGCAGUGCUUCAGCCACACGGUCAACCUGAUUGUGAACGAGGCCAUCAAGAGCCAGAGAAUGGUGCAGAACCUCCUCAGCAUCGCACGGAAGAUAUGCGAACGGGUACACCGGUCACCCAAAGCGAAAGAGAAGCUGGCAGAGCUGCAGAGGGAGUACGAACUGCCGCAGCACCAUCUUAUUCAAGACGUUCCGUCCAAGUGGAGCACGUCGUUUCGCAUGCUUGAACGACUCAUUGAACAAAAACGGGCCAUUAACGAAAUGUCAAUCGAGUGUAACUUCAGAGAACUGAUCAGCUGUGACCAGUGGGAGGUCAUGCAGUCCGUGUGUGACGCGCUGAAACCCUUCGAUGCUGCGAGUCGGGAGAUGAGCGCCCACGUGUCUACUCUCAGCCAGGUCAUCCCCAUGAUCCACAUCCUCAACAGGAAGGUCGAGAUGCUCUUCGCGGAGACGAUGGGCAUCGACACCAUGCUGAAGUCCUUGAAGGAAGCCAUGGUGAGCCGGCUGUCCGCCACCCUCCACGACCCCAGGUACAUCUUCGCUACACUGCUGGACCCUCGUUACAAAGCCUCCCUGUUCACAGAGGAGGAAGCGGAACAGUACAAGCAGGAUUUAAUCAGGGAACUAGAAAUACUGAAUUCUACCUCAGACGACACGCUUGCCUCCAACGGGUGUGAUACAGGUUCCCCAUCGAAAGACUCCGCUGGAGAGGAGAACCUGUGGUCCCUCAUGGCCAAGAUGAAGAAGAAAGAUCUGAGAGAGAAGUUGCCUGAAGACAUGGUGCUCGCAUACUUGGAGGAGGAAGUGCUUGAACACAGCUGUGACCCGCUCGCCUACUGGAACCUGAAGAAGGCAUCCUGGCCAGGGCUGUCCGCCUUGGCCGUCAGGUUUUUGGGCUGUCCCCCAAGUAUCGUCCCUUCAGAAAAGCUGUUCAGCACACCCACUGAGAACAGUAGCUUUGGCCAGUCCAGGCUCAUGACGGAACAUUUUGAAAAACUUAUCUUUUUGAAAGUGAAUCUUCCCUUGAUAUACUUUCAGUAUUGAGGCUCGCAGCGGAGCCCCCAGACUCGAGAUGUUGUUGCUUCUCGGGCAUCAGCGGUUGGCACCGGGGCCUGUGACUCUGCCCGGGGCCACGCACGACAUCAGACCAGGCACUCUCAGGGCCGCUCUCCAGCUCUCGCCGAAACGUCUGCAGGUGCCUUACUCCUCCCACUCCUUCAGGCCAGGUAUCGCGGUGUGUUUUUUAAGAAGUCCGCUAGAAGUAGCUUGUGUUGUCAGCUAUGAAGUACGAUGACUAGGUUUCAAUUCAUA